UAAUUGCAAUAACUUGCCCACGAACGAAUAUUUUGCCAAAUCAUCUGCGACAGAAAAACAGGCAAUCGAGAACUUCCAAGAGUGAAAAGAUUACAAGAUUCUGCUUAGGAAACUAAGCCAUUUUGCUGAAAUAUUAAUGUAUCCAUCCAACACGCUGCAGCUAGUGCCGGAAGAGCAAAUAUUGCGUUAUAAAAUAAAUUAUUGUAUCGCAAACUGGCAGACUAAAACAAUCGUCAACAACAACACUCGAUCGUCUUCUGAGUCUGACCAUCACAGUCACGGACGGAUAACCCAAUGACCUCAAUUCAUCCAUGGGCGAACCGACUAUCCAUCGACUUCUUCAGCUGAUGUUACGUUGUUUUGUCGAAAGCACCGGAUCGGACUGCGAAUUCUUUUAACCUGUUAUUAAUUUGGUGUUCGAUGUUUCUGUGAGCCGACAUGUCUGUGUCUGUGCAACUAAUCUGGUGAAGUUCACUUGGAAAAUGGAGUGCAAGAUCAUUUAUUGAAUGACUUUUAAUCCGGAAUGACCCUUCAGCCGAAUACUAGUCAAUCAAUAUGCCGAGAACGUAUCGGAACAACAGCAAAAGUGAAUUGGUCUUGAUAAAACUCAUUUUAAUCUCAUUGUGCGCUAAAAUUGCCCGAACAUGCAAUAACCAAGUUAGAGACGAAAGUGUUCUGGACCGAGAAUUAAAAAAUUACGUGGACCGAGUGUUAAGAGCUGAAGAUGUCAGCAUUAUACCGGGUGUUGGAUUGGAGAGGAUUGAGAACAUCACCAAAGCAUCUGAAAGUGAUGGCAAUAACUGUGUUAGUGGAAGAGCCGAAUUAACUUUAGAGGAUUAUGUUAAGAAGCGGUUCAAUCAGUAUGCGGAAAGCCACGUUUUGUCGGUGGAUUUGCGGGAAACUGCUCGGUUUUUUUCUUCCAGCAAUUCUAGCACUGAUACUUCAGCUAAAAGCUCCUUUUUAGCUGGGUUUGGAAUGGGCAUUUUGGCAUUUUUUCUAAAAAAGCUGAUGUUGCCGGUGUUUAUCGGUGCCCAAAUCGUCAAAUCGGUUCUAAUCGCCAUGUUUCUGCCAACUAUUUUGGGCGGACUAGGAAAAUUGGCUGGAAAAGGUUUGUCCACUUUUUCGGGACUCUCCAGUGCGUCAACAGGCAUUAAUCGGCCACCUCAAGAAAUGGAAGACUUUGAAUUCAAAGACGCUGAUCCGUACAAUAAUGAGGAAGCACUGGGAGCCAAUUUUGAUGACGAACAUGAUAGUUUAACCCUUAAUACUAUUGAAAGCUCCAGCACCAUUUCCCCUAACAGCAGGUUUGAUUUUGCAAAUAAGCGAAUCUACUCCCAACCGAAAAUCAACGAUAACUACUACUUCCGAAGACCGCAUAGGAAAACGGACUAUAAAGUGUUCCACAAGAUUCCUUCGUCAUCCCUUUUACUGACCAGCUACGAUCCGUUCUACAGCCCGCUUUUAUCCAGACUGGAUUCGGUUUUCCAGCAAUUGGGUUUGACCAGCGAUAAAACGCCGGAAACCGAACGGUGCCGAGAAAGGCUUGUGUGUAUGAUGUAUGCAAAUCCGGCUAAAUAUGCUCCUUAUAGCAAUUUAGUUUCUGCACAGCUAAGCAGGGAGCUGAACGAGCUUCGAAAGCCCGCGUCUGAUAAUCCGGACAUUCUCAGGUUCUUCAAGUACAUGAAAGCAGCCAAAGAUGGUCAAGAUGGCGAAGAAUGUUUGGAGCAUGGAGGAUGCCCAUCAUUGAGCGCAAAUAAAGCUAGUCCAGCUUUGCUUACAACAUACAACGAGAUCAACAAAUUGGUGCAAGCAAGAAAACUUCAGAACUAAGUCAUUUUUUUAUUUUGGGGCGAAAAACUGUAGACAAUAGAACACAAUGCUACUGCUUGAGCGACUCUCAAAUAGCAGUUUAUUUAAAUAUUUAUUUAUUUUAAAGCUCUAAUUUAAGGAACACGUAGAAGAUGUUAGUCUGAAUUUCGAAAGAUGUUUUCUUUAGUUUCAGAAAAUGCGAGCUUUGUAAGAUGGCGUUUCAAUUUGGUUUCAAUCUAGUUUAAUUGUUUAAUUUGCACUGACGGAUUUUUGAGCAGAACUCUGAUUUUUUGAGGGCUCACAUGGAAUGUUCGUUAAGUAAUUUCAAAGAUUUUCGCCUGUUCUGUUUCUUUAAACGACGUAAGGAAAAUUUUUCAAAGCUUUUCUAUUAAAACAGAGAUACUCGAAUUCGUCAGUGCUCAGAAGCCCACUCGAAUGAGAUCAAAAUUUGCCACUUUGAUUCAUUCUGACUGGAAUCGUUCUCCACUAACUUUACUGGCACAACUAUUAUUUAUUCAAUUCAUUUAGCAACUUUUCACUGUAUGCGAACAAAUGUGUAUAUAGUCAAUGGUGCAAA
Dendroctonus ponderosae (mountain pine beetle) is the source of this 2386-nucleotide messenger RNA. RefSeq lists its product as uncharacterized. The record is from RefSeq and is a predicted model, not a curated record. The coding region runs from base 556 to 1830 and encodes 424 amino acids. Lineage: Eukaryota; Metazoa; Arthropoda; Insecta; Coleoptera; Curculionidae. The transcript has 6 exons.